UGUGUAUGCUUUCUCAGUGUCAGCUUAACAAACAUUAGUAUCAGGCAAAAUUGGUUUGUGAUACAACAAAAUUUUUUUAAAUAUAAUCACAAGACCAUCAUGAAGUCCACACGACGAGUUCGUGCCAAAAUUGUGACCAAGAGAAAGAUUACUGGCCGUAAAGUGCCCAGAACAGAUCCGCAGCAGCAGUUUUACCUAAAGAACAGAUUCAAUGCAACUAGUCCUCGUCCAAAGCAAGCCACCGUGCCUCCUAGCCAGCGGAUCUGGCGCAGGACAGUGGUCCAGACCAAGCCGAAGGUAAAAGCAAAGAUUCCCAAGCUAUUUCGCAUGGAUCGGAAUACAGGACUUCCUGUGGACUACGAGAGGACGGUCAACCAGGUGAUGCAGUACGUGAAUCCCAAUUUGCGCAAUCCACCCAGUGCGGAAAAGGUAUUGGAGGAACUGCUGACGAAAAUGCUUACUGAGGUCGUACGACAGGGUGGUCGGUGUUGUCGAGAACACUCUCAAAUGAGAUCCUUGCUGAAGAACAGGUGCCACUGCCACAGGUCGAGCCAGUUCCUCAGCAAGGCAGAGAAGGCGAGGCUCGAGGCGAACGAGAGUCUGAGCCAGUUCCAUAGUGCUUGCAAACGGGGACCCUGUCGAAUCCCCAGUCCCAAACUUGGUCCCACGUACACGAGUAAGUUCAACUUUAACCAGCUGAAAAUCAAGAGCUCUUAAAAUAAGGUGGAAAACACAAUGUCAAACUGUUUAAUACUAUAAGAAGGUCAAUUAAUUCAGUUGUAAAUUUGGAAUAAAUAUUUUUGACUUUUU
This is a messenger RNA of Drosophila sechellia, 810 nucleotides long. RefSeq lists its product as uncharacterized. Lineage: Eukaryota; Metazoa; Arthropoda; Insecta; Diptera; Drosophilidae. The coding region runs from base 100 to 717 and encodes 205 amino acids. The transcript has 2 exons. The record is from RefSeq and is a predicted model, not a curated record.